GGUCCAGUGAAGGUGGUGUAGGUUCUCCUGUGGACCUGAUGUCAGACCCAGACUACAAAGGUCGUGUUCAGUACCUCUGUUACCCGACUGUCUGCACUCUGAGAAUCACAGACCUGAGAGAGAGCGACUCGUCUCAGUACAAGUUCACCUUCAGUACCAACCAUGGAGGAAGUCAUACUGGUUCACCUGGAGUCACUCUGUCUGUUACAGAUGCUCCUCAGUGUCUCUCUGUGUCAGUGAGUGCCUCUGGUGAGAUAGUGGAGGGCAGUUCAGUGACUCUGACCUGCAGCAGUGAUGCUAAUCCAGCAGCUAACUACACCUGGUACAAGCAGGAUGAGGAGUCUCCAACGGCUUCAGGACAGAACUUCACCAUCACUGACGUCAGACCUGAACACAGUGGAAAUUAUUCCUGUGAAGCUCAGAACAACAGAGGAAGUCAGAGCUCCAUGGUUCUUCUGACUGUGGUCAGACUCAAAGGACCAAGAAGAUCUGCAGCUGCUGCAGGAACCGCUGCUGUUCUCCUGCCACUCAUCUUCCUCUCUGUCUGUCUAUGGAUCCGGUGA
Molecule: messenger RNA, 563 nt
Organism: Fundulus heteroclitus (mummichog)
Lineage: Eukaryota; Metazoa; Chordata; Actinopteri; Cyprinodontiformes; Fundulidae
Product: B-cell receptor CD22
Exons: 3
Coding region: 39-563 (174 amino acids)
Source: RefSeq, a predicted model, not a curated record